Molecule: messenger RNA, 1301 nt
Organism: Panicum virgatum (switchgrass)
Lineage: Eukaryota; Viridiplantae; Streptophyta; Magnoliopsida; Poales; Poaceae
Product: 2'-deoxymugineic-acid 2'-dioxygenase-like
Exons: 3
Coding region: 98-1102 (334 amino acids)
Source: RefSeq, a predicted model, not a curated record
UGCUGUCUGCUGCUUGCUCUCUGACUUUUGACUUGGCCACCCCGAUCUCGCGUCCUCGCCAGAUUCGUCCACCCGUCGCGAGCGCACCGGCGGAGAGAUGGAGAACCUGCUCUCCUCCGCCGCGUCCCACGAGACGCUCCCGGAAAACUUCGUCUUCGCGCCCGACCAGCGCCCGCCGGCGUCCGCGGCCGACGUUGCGCUCCCUGUCAUCGACCUCGCCCGCCCCCGCGACGAGGUCCGCCGGGCAGUCCUUGAGGCCGGCAAGGAGCUCGGCUUCUUCCAGGUGGUCAACCACGGCGUGCCGGAGCAGGCGGUGCGGGACAUAGAGGCGUGCUGCGAGGAGUUCUUCCGCCUGCCGGCGGCGGACAAGGCGGCCUUCUACUCCGAGGACACGGACCGGCCCAACCGCCUCUUCUCCAGCACCACAUACGGCACCGGCGGCGAGCGGUACUGGCGCGACUGCCUCCGCCUCGCCUGCCGCUUCCCCGUCGACGCCGCCGCCAGGGUCGCGUGGCCCGACAAGCCCGCCCGCCUCAGGUCGGCGGUGGAGGCGUUCGUCGCGCCGGCGCGGGCCGUGGGGAUGGAGCUGCUGCGGCUGCUGUGCGAGGGCGUGGGGCUCCGCCCGGACUACUUCGAGGGGGAGCUCAGCGGCGGCGACGUGGUGGUGAACGUGAACCACUACCCGCCGUGCCCGGACCCGGAGCGGGCUCUCGGCCUGCCGCCGCACUGCGACCGCAACCUCAUCACGCUGCUCCUCCAGGGGGGCGUCCCGGGGCUCCAGGUCUCGUACCGCGGCGACUGGAUCCGCGUCCAGCCCGUGCCCGGCGCCUUCGUCGUCAACUUCGGCCACCAGCUCGAGAUCGCGACGAACGGGCUGCUGAGAAGCGUGGAGCACCGGGCGGCGCCCAACGCGGCGGUGCCGCGCACGUCGGUGGCGACGUUCAUCAUGCCCACCGAGGACUGCCUCGUCGCCCCCGCCGCGGAGCUCGUCGGCGCCUGCAACCCGCCGCGGUACCGCGCGGUCACGUUCCGCGAGUUCAUGCGCGUCUACAAGGCCGUCGGCGCGCGGAGGGAGAGCGUCGAGAAGGCCUUCAGGAUCUGAUGAUCUGGAUCUGCAUCUAUCCACCCCGGCGGUGCUCCGCACAUCUCCGUCGACCCGGCUGGUGAUGAUCCCGUCGAUCUAGCUGGCUGCCAACACAUUGUUGCUGUGCUACUGCCGAUGCCACUGUAACGCGAGAACGACGAAUAAUUGAUCGAUACGUGAAGAAAUGGGAUUCAGACUGCCUCCCCGUUCGUUUUCA